AUGAGCUCUAAUGCAUCAUGUACCAACCACCACACUUUCAUUCUGAUGGGUAUCCCAGGGAUGCCAGACAAGAACCCAUGGAUGGCCUUUCCCCUGGGACUUCUUUACACACUAACUCUACUGGGAAAUGGCACCAUCUUGGCUGUCAUCAAGGAGGAUCCAAGACUCCAUGAGCCCAUGUACUACUUCCUCUGUAUCUUGGCCCUAACUGAUGUUAGUCUCUCCAUGUCCACCUUGCCUUCCAUGCUCAGCAUCUUUUGGUUCAAUGUCCCUCGGAUUGCUUUUGAUGCAUGCAUCACACAAAUGUUCUUCAUCCAUGGAUUUGGAGUGGUAGAAUCAGGAGUGCUAGUGUCCAUGGCCUUUGACAGAUGCGUGGCCAUUCGAGACCCACUACGCUAUGCUUCCCUUCUCACUCAUGGCGUCAUCAGCAAAAUCGGAAUAGCUGUCCUCAGCCGGGCAGUCUGUGUGGUCUUCCCUGUGCCCUUCCUUAUAAAGCAGUUACCCUUCUGUCGGUCCAAUGUCCUGUCUCAUUCAUACUGCCUCCACCAAGAUGCAAUGCGGCUAGCCUGUGCCAGUACCCGUGUCAAUAGCCUCUAUGGCCUCAUUAUCGUCAUCUUCACUUUGGGGCUGGAUGCCCUUAUCAUUCUCUUUUCUUAUGUGCUCAUCCUGAAGACUGUGCUGGGCAUUGCCUCCAGAGCUGAAAGGCUCAAAGCCCUCAACACCUGCCUCUCUCACAUCUGUGCUGUGCUCCUUUUCUAUGAUCCUCUCAUUGGUGUUACCAUGAUUCACAGAUUUGGGAAGCAUCUAUCACCAGUAGUGCAUACACUCAUGGCCAACAUCUACCUGCUGCUUCCCCCUGUACUAAACCCCAUUGUCUAUAGUGUAAAGACCACACAGAUAUGA
This is a messenger RNA of Choloepus didactylus (southern two-toed sloth), 903 nucleotides long. Its product is annotated as olfactory receptor 51H1-like. Gene Ontology annotation, molecular function: olfactory receptor activity; G protein-coupled receptor activity. The record is from RefSeq and is a predicted model, not a curated record. Gene Ontology annotation, biological process: G protein-coupled receptor signaling pathway. Lineage: Eukaryota; Metazoa; Chordata; Mammalia; Pilosa; Megalonychidae. Gene Ontology annotation, cellular component: membrane. The coding region runs from base 1 to 903 and encodes 300 amino acids. The transcript has a single exon.